CCAUCUCUCUUUUGACCGUUGAUUGUACUGCUUCUCCCACCCCCAGCUUGCCACGUUCACAAGGGCCUAUAAAAUCAGACCCUCUCACUCUCUCUUUAUCCACUUCCAUAUUUACUCUGAAGCCCCUGAAGCUGAACCCGGACUGCACAUUCGAUCUUAGGAUGGCAUUAGUCUAUGGAGAAAGAUCAGACCUGAACCCCAAUGCCCCACUCUUCAUACCGGCUGCUUUACGUCAAGUGGAGGAUUUCUCACCUGAAUGGUGGGAACUAGUGAAAACAUCGACAUGGUUUCGUGACUAUUGGCUAAGCCAGCAUGAGGAGGAGGAUUUUGGAGGCAACGCUGAUGCUGAUGAUGAUGCGGAGGCUGAUGAUUACAUUGCCAAUAUGCUGCUAGAAGCUUUUGAUCUUGGCAUUGUUGAAGAGCUCCCUACCUUGGAAGCUCAGCCCAAAGAAAUGGUCCCGUUGGCUGAAGGUGUUAAAAUGGAUGCUAAAGCUUUACUGAGGAACCUGAGUGUAUCCAGACUUCAUAAAGAAAGAGGUCCCAAGUCUCCAGUAGGGUCUGCAAAGUACCAACAGAAGCUCCCAGCCAAGUAUUUGAGCCCCAAAUGCACUCCCCGACAGAUUCAUCAGCCUCGCUGAAGAGGUUCUUGCGAAGUCUCAGGUUUUGUGUCUCUUGCAAAUUGCAAUGGCAUUGAAAGAAUGUUCUCUCUUUAAUAUAGUUUUGUACGUAAGGUUGCAACUCUUCAGUGUAUCUUGCUGUCAUAUGCUUUUUCCUUCUGCCUAGUUGAAAAACUGUUGAGAAGUUUGUAAAUAUUUCGAAUUCCCAUCUUCCAUGUGUUUAGGACUUUGUUAAAACAUCAUGUGAGUGCACCCUGAUUGCUUGAUUCAGUGUGAGCAUUAUAGCUUCCCUGUAAAGCUUUCUGCUAGAACUGAGCAGUGGCAUGCAUAUGUUAGUACUUUGACAAAAAUUUCAGCUGAAAUAGCGGCCCGUGCUCUGCA
This is a messenger RNA of Alnus glutinosa, 998 nucleotides long. Its product is annotated as protein EARLY RESPONSIVE TO DEHYDRATION 15-like. NCBI's taxonomy places the organism in Eukaryota, Viridiplantae, Streptophyta, Magnoliopsida, Fagales, Betulaceae. The transcript is spliced from 3 exons. The record is from RefSeq and is a predicted model, not a curated record. The coding region runs from base 162 to 638 and encodes 158 amino acids.